This is a messenger RNA of Vicugna pacos (alpaca), 3840 nucleotides long. The record is from RefSeq and is a predicted model, not a curated record. Lineage: Eukaryota; Metazoa; Chordata; Mammalia; Artiodactyla; Camelidae.
CAGCUCCAGCCUAGGCAGCGGCAGCAGGAAGCGACCUCUGCUCGCCCCGCUGUGCAACGGGCUCAUCAACUCCUACGAGGACAAAAGCAACGACUUCGUCUGCCCUAUCUGCUUUGAUAUGAUUGAGGAAGCAUACAUGACGAAGUGUGGCCAUAGCUUUUGCUACAAGUGUAUUCAUCAGAGUUUGGAGGAUAAUAAUAGAUGUCCCAAGUGUAACUAUGUUGUGGAUAAUAUUGACCAUCUGUAUCCUAAUUUCUUGGUGAAUGAACUCAUUCUCAAACAGAAGCAAAGGUUUGAGGAAAAGAGAUUCAAAUUGGACCACUCAAAUGGCCACAGGUGGCAAGUAUUUCAGGAUUUGUUGGGAACCGACCAAGAUAACCUUGAUUUGGCUAAUGUCAACCUUAUGUUGGAGUUACUAGUGCAGAAGAAGAAACAACUGGAAGCAGAAUCACAUGCAGCCCAACUACAGAUCCUUAUGGAAUUCCUCAAGGUUGCAAGAAGAAAUAAGAGAGAGCAACUGGAGCAGAUCCAAAAGGAAUUAAGUGUUUUGGAAGAGGAUAUCAAAAGAGUAGAAGAAAUGAGUGGCCUGUACUCUCCUGUCAGUGAGGACAGCACGGUGCCUCAGUUUGAAGCUCCUUCUCCAUCACACAGUAGUAUUAUUGAUUCCACAGAAUACAGCCAACCUCCAGGUUUCAGUGGCAGUUCUCAGACAAAGAAACAGCCCUGGUAUAACAGCACAUUAGCAUCAAGACGAAAACGACUCACUGCUCAUUUUGAAGACUUAGAGCAAUGUUACUUUUCUACAAGGAUGUCUCGUAUCUCAGAUGACAGUCGAACUGCAAGCCAGUUGGAUGAAUUUCAGGAAUGCUUAUCCAAGUUCACUCGCUAUAAUUCAGUACGACCUUUGGCUACAUUGUCAUAUGCUAGUGAUCUCUAUAAUGGCUCCAGCAUAGUUUCCAGUAUUGAAUUUGACCGGGAUUGUGACUAUUUUGCAAUUGCUGGGGUUACAAAGAAGAUUAAAGUCUAUGAAUAUGACACAGUCAUUCAGGAUGCGGUGGAUAUUCAUUACCCUGAAAAUGAAAUGACCUGCAAUUCCAAAAUCAGCUGUAUCAGUUGGAGUAGUUACCAUAAGAACCUGUUAGCCAGCAGUGAUUAUGAAGGCACGGUCAUUCUGUGGGAUGGAUUCACAGGACAGAGGUCAAAGGUCUAUCAGGAGCAUGAGAAGAGGUGUUGGAGUGUUGACUUUAAUUUAAUGGAUCCUAAACUCUUGGCUUCGGGUUCUGAUGAUGCAAAAGUGAAGCUAUGGUCUACCAACCUAGACAACUCAGUGGCGAGCAUUGAGGCGAAGGCUAACGUGUGCUGUGUUAAAUUCAGCCCCUCUUCCAGAUACCAUUUGGCUUUCGGCUGUGCAGAUCACUGUGUUCACUACUAUGAUCUUCGUAACACUAAACAGCCAAUCAUGGUGUUCAAAGGACACCGAAAAGCAGUCUCUUAUGCAAAGUUUGUGAGUGGUGAGGAAAUUGUCUCUGCCUCAACAGACAGCCAGCUAAAGCUGUGGAACGUAGGGAAGCCAUACUGUCUACGUUCCUUCAAGGGUCACAUCAAUGAAAAAAACUUCGUAGGCCUCGCUUCCAAUGGGGAUUAUAUAGCUUGUGGAAGCGAGAACAACUCUCUUUACCUGUACUAUAAAGGACUUUCUAAGACUUUGCUAACUUUUAAGUUUGAUACGGUCAAAAGUGUUCUGGACAAAGACCGAAAAGAAGAUGAUACAAAUGAAUUUGUUAGUGCUGUGUGCUGGAGGGCACUGCCAGAUGGGGAGUCCAAUGUGCUGAUUGCUGCUAACAGUCAGGGUACAAUUAAGGUAAGAUAUUUUAUACAUCUCCAUCUUAAACUCAGAUCCAUUUUUGACUAUAACAUGAAAAUAUAGAGUUGUACUCAGCCUUAGAGAUCAUGCCAAGUCAUGGGUCUCUGUCUGCUUGGAAGUGGCUUUGAUUAAAGGGGAAAAGAACAGGUAGUUUGCAGCUAUGGAGAAGAUGGUAGUACUUGUAAGAGGUUAUGUGAAAGCUGAAGGGACUGAAAGGCAGUCAGAGUGAAAAACAGAUGAAAGCUGUUAAUUAAGCGUUCACUGUGGGCCAGGCACUGUUUAGCUUCUGUUAGGCCAGUGCAGCCACCUCACAGGGUAUUCAAUGGACAAGACCCAAGAUAUAGCAGGGGAUGCUUACACAUUCACCAGAUUUUAAAAUGUCUUACUCAUAUUUUAAACUUAUCUCCUUGUGUUUCUCUUCCAUGGCAAGUAGACUUUUCCUCAGUUGCCCAGGAAGAAAAGGUAUUCCGGUGUUCACUUGAAAAUUGAUCAUGUGAUUAUGUCGUUAGUGUAAUCUGAAAACUUCCAUGUCUCUUCACACACAGUCUCAUUCCCCAAUUAAUACAUAGUUUUCCACAUGCCUUUCUUUGUAGUUAGAAUUUCAAGGAAGUAAAAAUGUUACCUAGUUAUACCAUUAGAUACUCGGCACUUGGGCACAAUACGUUGGAUAAAUGAAUGCUGAACUAAGCAGUGAAACUUGUAAACAAAGCACCAUUUUAGAGGAGGUUUUUAGUACAUGGGUUUGAUCAGCACUUUUCCUGUGGGUACCAGUUCUUUCUACAUAUUCUCUGCUGAUACAGAUGUAUCAGGAAGUAUUUUUUAUUAAUAUGUAUCUGUUUCCCCCACCACUUGGCAUUGAUUUCGCUGUGGCUGCCUUGCACUCAUCCUGAGUGGAGAAUGACCCAGCAACCAGGAGAGCAAGUCCAAGCCUCACACAUUGUCCUGUGUAGAUGAAAUGAGCAGACUUGAAGCAGAAUUGCACUGUUAGCUGGGCAAAUUAAUUUACAUGUAUUCUUUUUAUGGAGCUGGUUUCUGUAUUUGGAAAGCCUCGUUAGAGAGCUAUGGAUAACUUAAAUGAAAGCCAGGCUUUUGAGUUGAUCAGUGCUAUGUUCUGGAAGCCUCAAGCCAGAUGGUAGAAGGUCUUGAUCUGUUUUCAGUGUCUCUCUAUAGUAUCUCAGUUUCUCUUCAUUUUAUUCUCAUGGCAAGGCAUGUAUCAAAAAAGCUGUACCUUAUUCUUCAACAAGUUUGGCUUCUGAAGCCAUUGGGAUUGCUUAUGCAUCUACAGAAAGCUCAAAGCUACAUAUGUACUUAGAGAAUCUCUGUCACAAAUCUAAAAUUUCUGUGUAACAGCAUUGCCCUCUUAUGUUAAGUAACCUGCUUGCCACAGUGGAAAGACAAAAAGCAUAUGGAUGCACGGGUAUAAGUCGAGCCUUAGCGCAGCAGGAGAUAAAUUGCUCCUUUAAUUUUUUGCCACCUGGAAUUGGUCUCCACCUAACGUGAUCCUUUUUGACAAUGUUCAUAAUUGCCCUCAUGUUCGAUGUUCUUUCUCAGCCAUUUCUUCUACUCUUUUUAUAACUGAUCAUUGCUGCUUCUUAUUUUUAGUUGUAGCGAUAUCACAACUUUCUUGUAUGACAAGGUACUACUUUAACUCUAAUAACGAACAAAAUAUCUUGAUACCAGAUGAUUGACUAGAAGAUAAAGGAAGCAACAGAAGAAGACAAGAUUUUGGGUCCUGUUUACUUUGAUCACUAUGAACUGUUUAUCAAUGCAAGAAAUAAAUAGAUUCAAAUUCUAAAUAGCAGUAUUUAGAAUUUUUCUCAAGAAUGUAGAAAGAUACCAACGUUUAUUCUAAAAAUGUUAACGUUCAUGCUAUGCAUCAGCCAAUUCUUUUAUCGAUGUGUUUUAUGUAGUUUAUCUGGGAGGCUCCCUAGUUAACUGUGGAGAUAACUAAUCUGAGAGGGUUCGUGCAACUAUGG